AUGGACCAAAACACCCAGCUCAACAUGUUCAAUUCGCUCAGGCAUAUUUCGGAGAGGUUCCCGAACAUGCAUGGAAAUGAGUUACAGCACAGGGUGUUCAGGGACUACGUGAUCUCGCAGCAGGACGUGACUCUCCGCCUCAUCGACGAGCAGGGGGAGGAGACGCUGACCCGGCACAGGGUGAACAAGCGCGACCAUCAGGCGGUGAGGGAGCAGUACGUUCAGAAUGUGUUGACCCAGGGCGUGGUGGUUGGAGUUCGGGGGCAGCCUUGGGCGGUUCCGAAUGAUCGAGUGUCGCCUGGUGGGGUCCAGCACCACGGCCUUAUCUCCUGUGCGACCCUGACAGAAUCACUCUACGAGGCCCGCAGGCGGGAUCCGGGCAACAGGUUCGUUGUGCAGACGAUUCGAGACGGGCUUCCCAACGCGAAGAUUUUUCAUCCGAGAACGCCAGAUGACGUCUUAUACUACUUAAGGUCCCUUCACAACCAAUUCCAUCGGGGCGCUGGUACCUCGCACUUGGAGUUGUACGAGAAAGUUCCAGCCAUUGAGGCAGGCUGGUCAGAGCAUACCCGCAAGAACCACUUGACAUCGAGAGGGUGCGCUGCCAUCGGGAAAUCGUGGGAUAAGUGCUACGAGGAAUUUCUCAAUGAGAACUUCACUGGGCUCUUCAAAAAGUACAACCACUUCAAGUGCGCGAAGAUCUUCCUGCACGGCAUGGAGAAGCUCAGCAUCAUGCAGGCCUACAUCCAAGAUUGUAAUGCGAAGGUCAACUUCGCGAAUCCCAAGUUCUCCGUGGAAGGGGCCCUGGUAAUCAACCGCGACGUGUACGUCACGAUCUACGAGGGCUUCGUGGACACCGUGCCCGCGGAUCACUUGAAGGUGAUGCUGCUGGAGGCCCUGAAGUUCGUCGUUCCGAUCGCGGAUGCGGGCGACAGCGUCGACGAGGAUACUCGCUGGGUGUUUGAAGGUGGAGCGAAGCCAGAUGCCUUGAAAGCUCUUAAAUGCCCAAUGGGAGGCUCUGUGGUUUUCAAAAGUGGCCAGAAGUCGCAUCAGAAGGAGAUGAGGAAGAAAGAGGAGAAGGGCAGCAAGGGCCAGGGCAAGGGCAAGGGAAAGAAAGGUAAAAAGAACAAGGACGAUGGCAAGACAGUGAAGAGGUCGUCGCCAGUGAAGCCAGGCGCAGCCAAGGGUCUGAAAAAGUCGAUCGCCAAGAUGCUAUCGAGCCCGAAGUCCCCUUCAAAGAAGAAUAAGAAGGCCGAGGCGCCGGAGGCACAGGGCUCAGCUCAGGGCUCCAGCUCAGCCGAUGCUCCGCCGCCUCAGCCCGACGUGGGCAAGGGCAGGGGCAGGGGCAGGGGCAGGGGCAACAGCGGAAAGGGUGAGGCCCCACCCGCCGAGGCCGUGGACAUGACGGAGUCUUGGGAGACAACCGCCGCCAUCAUUCCGAGGACGCCUCCGGCGCGUCCUGACCCGACCGCAUCAGAUGAUGAUGUGGCUGGUGAUGCAAUCAUCGCGCCUGUCCCUACCCCUGACGUGACAUCGCGGGAGAAGCUUUUCCUGGACGACCUCUACUCUGCAAUUUCCAGCGUGGUCCGCAAGGUUCCGGAUGAUAAGGUGAAGUUUGACAGCAUCAAGUGGGCGUACUCGCAGGGUAUCUUCUUCGGCCUGUCGAAAAAGGUGAUGGAUGGUGCUGUAGCUGCGUGUCCACAGCUCUACGGUGCAACGUUGUGGUCGCACGUUCGCGCGGCUCUGAGGUCGAAGGUUGCCGCCGAUCACGCAGGCAUUCCAGGAGUCGAUGCAGUUGCGGCAUCCAACAUCGCUACCUCGAUCAACUGUACCUUACAGAGGGUCGUGGACGAGAAAUCGGAGAUGACAAAAAUCAAGAUGGCCGCGCUCGACCGUCUUUGGGAUGAUGCGCAGAUGGUUGCUGAUUUGUCGAUGUUCCUCCUUAAGAACGACGUGGCCAUGCCAGUCACCAUGCAGCCCGCGUUCCAGGAGAUCAAUACGGCGAUAUUCACAUCUAUUCGCAAGGAGUCUCCCAAGGAAGGUUUGGACAUUGACGCUGUCGUCAAGUCGAUGCAGAAAUACAUGAAAAACCAUGCCAUCUUCAAUCGCCGCGACCUCAUCGUGCCCGUGCUUCAUGAUCUGUUUGAGAACUGGUCUCUUUCCGUCCCGCAGCGCUUGCAGCCGAUCUUCCCGGAUGCGGUUACUAUCAAGAGCUUCUGCAGGAGAAGCUCUGCUCUGCACUGCGACCUGAUAUCAACGACGCUCUUGUCCAAUGGCGUGCCCGCCAGGUUCCGCGUGGAGUACGUCAUGGGAAUCUUGAACACACUUUGCACUGGCAGCACCAAGGUUGUCAAGCAUCCAUUCCUCACGCAGCUCGCCAUGAUAUCUGACAUCGUCGAGGUUGUGUCGCACGUCGACGUCCAUCUCCUGCACGACACUGACAACGCAGUCCUCGAUUGGGAGAGGUUCUGGGCGGAACUGCUGGCGACUGCAUCCCAGGAAGCUUCCACGCCAUCUACGCUGUCGGCAUUUGUCCAGAGUCGCCUGGAUUCCAUCCUGGACCACAACAAGAAGCAGAACUCUACCAAGCUCGGAGAGCAGCAGGUCGUCAACCAGCCUGGGUCACAGAAGGACGAUCAACCGACCGAGACGACCCAGGAGACGAAGGAGGCUAAGUUGAAGGAGGCGAUCCUGGCGACUCGUCAGCCCAUGGAGGCAGUGAUGACCGACAUCGUCAACAUGUGGGGCGGCCUCGCUACGGACCAUGAGGAGGAAGAGAAGAAACCAUUGGUGGAGGACCACCACCGCAUGCGCUUCCUCGAGGUGUGUCUGGAGGCGAUCUCCCGGGACAUCCACAAGGCGGCGCUGGACCUCUACACAAACACGGCAGACAACGGUCUCGACGGUGUCUACGUGGACCCAAUCUGCUGCGGGAGCGGCGCAUGGUGCGUCCAGGCAAGCCGUUCCGUUCGCAUGAACUUCAUUGGCCCCCUUAGCCUGAUACCGUCUGUGGGCUCUAUCAAGAUCGCUGAGGUGGACGGCAUGGGAGUCUACGUGCGCUGCAAGAUCAACAUUUCGCCAAACAAGGGAGGCGCCUACAUCAACGAAUACGUCGCGCCAGCCUGGUUGGUGCGGCCAGUGAAGGCGACGUGCGACGGGGAGCCCGUGGAGGUGCCUACAAUGAGCAUCGCGCACAAGACUAUUCAGGUCGAUGUCAAGUACUCCAAAGCAAUGCUCUCACCUCCUUUGUCGGUGAAGAUCCCUGUUAAGCUCUUCUACAUGACAGUACUUCCAGGCUUCUAUGACAAGUGCGUCGAGCUGACGCGGCCGUGGAUCGACGAGGAGGUGCGUGAGACUACCGCGAACAUGAAGACGUUCAAGGCGAGCGAUCUCUCCCGGAAGGCCCUCUUGCUCAAGGCCAGGGCCGCCGAGGCGGCAGCGAAUGGUGCAGAGGACGAGGCCAACAACGCCAGGCUUGAGAAGAGGAAGAGGGAGGAGUGGACUGAUAUUGCUAAGCAUCUGUUGGGAUGA
Messenger RNA from Prorocentrum cordatum, 3531 nucleotides. NCBI's taxonomy places the organism in Eukaryota, Dinophyceae, Prorocentrales, Prorocentraceae. The record is from the annotation of a GenBank genome assembly.